AUGCCUCACAAGCUCUCCAACGACUCCAAUUCCACCUUGGCCAGCGGAGUCAGCAGUACAUCAGAUCAGGGCGGUGCGACGGAAGUCCGAGCUAUCAGUUCCGUCCGCAAACCGCCCGUUAUCAUCCACAACAAAGGCGGCCAAAUCUAUGACGAAACACGGCCGUCAGAUUGGGAUAAACAGCGAUGGAAGUAA
This is a messenger RNA of Penicillium diatomitis, 195 nucleotides long. RefSeq lists its product as uncharacterized. Lineage: Eukaryota; Fungi; Ascomycota; Eurotiomycetes; Eurotiales; Aspergillaceae. The record is from RefSeq and is a predicted model, not a curated record. The coding region runs from base 1 to 195 and encodes 64 amino acids. The transcript has 2 exons.